AUGUCAACCGACGUCGUUUGGGUUCUCUUCCUCCUGGCCUUCUUCGUUUGCUUUCUUCCCUCCGGCGGGAUCCGCUCGGAGAUCCUCCUCCCCGGUCAACUCGGCCGUGACUCGGCGUCGAGUUGCCCUGCUCCCGAUCCCAACCUCUACAACCAGCCGGUCAUCGGAAUCGUCAGCCAUCCCGGCGACGGCGCCUCCGGCCGCCUUAGCAACGCCACUGGCAGCUCGUACAUCGCCGCCUCCUACGUCAAGUUCGUGGAGGCUUCCGGCGCCCGUGUUGUUCCCCUCAUCUUCAACGAGCCGCCGGAGAAGCUUUUGAAGAAGCUCGAACUGGUAAAUGGGGUUCUCUUCACUGGUGGAUGGGCUAAAAGUGGUUUAUAUUUUGAAACUGUUACAAAAAUAUUUAAGAAAAUUUUAGAGAAAAAUGAUGCUGGAGAUCAUUUCCCAUUAUAUGCAGUUUGCUUAGGUUUUGAACUCAUAACGAUGAUCAUAAGCCAGGACAAUGAUAUUCUUGAAGAGUUUAGUGCAUCAAAUCAAGCAAGUACUAUUCAAUUUGUGGAGAAUGCAAAAAUCGAAGAAUCUGUCUUUCAAAGAUUUCCUCCAGAAUUGUUAAGAAAGAUGAGUACAGAUUGUCUUGUCAUGCAGAACCAUCGUUAUGGCAUUUCUCCUGGAAAGCUUCUGGAUAAUCGGAAGUUAUCUAGUUUUUUCGAGAUCUUGACAACUUGCACGGAUGAAGAUGAUAAGGUUUACGUUUCCACUGUACGUUCACGGAACUAUCCUGUGACUGGCUUCCAAUGGCAUCCAGAGAAAAAUGCCUUUGAAUGGGGUUCACCAAGAAUUCCACACACGGAGGAUGCCAUUCAGAUAACUCAGUAUGCUGCAAAUUUUUUGGUCAGUGAAGCUAGGAAAUCCAUUAACAGACCAGUUACUCAAGAACUGCUAGACAAUCUCAUUUACAAUUACAGUCCCACUUAUUGUGGGAAGGCUGGGAAAGGAUUUGAUGAAAGUAAUGAGAGUAAGAUGUUUAACAUUGUAACAAAAGCUAUACUCAUUCAUGUGUUGUCCCCUAUUGUUACCCUGUGUUUGGCCUUCGCUUCUGCCACAAUUAGUGCAUGGGUGAAGAUGGCUUACAGAGAACUGAUAACUUUUUUGGGACUAUUUUCUGUUGAAGAUGACUUGCAGUGCUUUUAG
Molecule: messenger RNA, 1191 nt
Organism: Sphenostylis stenocarpa
Lineage: Eukaryota; Viridiplantae; Streptophyta; Magnoliopsida; Fabales; Fabaceae
Source: the annotation of a GenBank genome assembly